AUGGAAAAGAGAGUGACGGAGAAGAUGGCGACGGAGAAGAUGGCGACGGAGAAGAUGGCGACGGAGAAGAUGGUGACGGAGAAGAUGGCGACGGAGAAGAUGGCGACGGAGAAGAUAGCGACGGAGAAGAUGGCGACGGAGAAGAUGGUGACGGAGAAAAGAGCGACAUGGGAAGAUGGCGGCGGAGAAGAUGGUGACGGAGAAGAUGGCGGCGGAGAAGAUGGUGACGGAGAAGAUGGCGACGGAGAAGAUGGCGACGGAGAGAAAAGUGGCGAAGAAGAUGGUGACGGAGAAAAGAGCGACGGGGAAUAUGGCGACGAAGAAGAUGGUGACGGAGAAGAGAAGAUAUUCGGUACAGUUAUAUAG
Messenger RNA from Macrosteles quadrilineatus (aster leafhopper), 366 nucleotides. RefSeq lists its product as uncharacterized. The coding region runs from base 1 to 366 and encodes 121 amino acids. Lineage: Eukaryota; Metazoa; Arthropoda; Insecta; Hemiptera; Cicadellidae. The transcript has a single exon. The record is from RefSeq and is a predicted model, not a curated record.